Messenger RNA from Trematomus bernacchii (emerald rockcod), 1886 nucleotides. It is a transcript of the gene sypl2b, whose product is annotated as synaptophysin-like 2b. The transcript has 6 exons. Bases 147 to 884 code for a protein of 245 amino acids. Gene Ontology annotation, cellular component: synaptic vesicle membrane; synaptic vesicle. The record is from RefSeq and is a predicted model, not a curated record. Lineage: Eukaryota; Metazoa; Chordata; Actinopteri; Perciformes; Nototheniidae.
CACCGUCAGUGGUCACGUGUUACACACUUCAACUUGCUGAAGUUGGAGAAAAGUUUGACAAGCCCGAAGAUCUGAGAGCGAAGGCGAGCAGCUAGACCAAACAGAGACUUCCUCGAUACACACGGUCCUUUAUCUGCACACACACGAUGGAAACCGUUGCCCAGAAAGUGAUGUCUUCGGGUUUCACUCUAGACCUGGGACCUCUGAAAGAGCCUUUGGCUUUUAUUCGUUUGCUACAAUGGGUGUUUGCCAUAUUUGCCUUUGCUACGACUGGAGGGUACAGCGGCUCAUCCAGCAUCAACGUCCAAUGCAAAGGGAGUGCCAGUCUAGAAAUACAGGCAGACUUUAACUACCCAUUCAGGUUGAUGCAGCAUCCGUAUAAUGUCCCUGUCUGCAAAGCCAACCAAACCACCACCACCACUCCGAACUUCCUGACAGGAGACCACACCUCCUCUGCACAGUUUUAUGUCUGCAUUGGAGUGUUGGCAUUUCUCUACACCACAGCCACACUCGUUCUCUACUUGGGCUUCCAGCAUGUGUAUAGAGCAUCUAGUCGUGGCCCCACUGUGGACCUGUUGGUGACUGCAGCCUUUGCCUUUUUGUGGUUGGCCUCAUCUUCUGCUUGGGCUAAAGGCUUGUCUGAUGUGAAGUUGGCCACCAGUCCUUCACACAUUGUGAGCGUUUCUGAUGUUUGCAGUGAUGUUGCAAACAAGUGUACCUCAGGCGCUACCCCUCACAUGGGCCGACUAAACGCCUCUGUGAUCUUUGGUUUUCUUAACCUAAUCCUGUGGUGUGGCAGCUGCUGGUUCAUUUUCAAGGAAACACCUUUCCACAAAUCAGCCAACCAGCCUGCUGAUGUGGAGGGGGGAGUCGGCCCGUCGUAACUGCACAGCUUACUCAUUUCAAAAUGGUCUAACAUGUAGUUGUAUUACUGAUACUAAUUGUUAAGAUUUCCAAACCUAACUGCUAUUAAUUUUAUAUUAAAGGCUUUCUUUUACAAAAAACAUUAAAAAACGUUAACUUGAGUUGUCCAAAGUUUAACAAAUACAGCAAAUUGUAAAAGUCAAAAACGUUAUUCUCAUUGAUUCUCAGAUUUCAUGUUUUAGUAUAUAUAUACUCAGGUAUCCACAUCAAAGGGCCCCUUAUCUUAAAUGGAGCUGUAGAUGUAAACUGUGCAGCCUUGUGAUAAUCAUAAUGUAGCAUCACUUUGCCAAACUUCAAUCCAUAAAUCAUUUCUGCCAUCAGCAUUUUUUACAAAAGAAACUCAGGGCUGUUGAGUGUUUGCAUUUCAAAAUAGCUAUAAAUAUUAAAUACUUGAAGUGAAAUAAUUAUUAGAACAAGUCUGGCCAAAAUCUAGUUUUAGUCCAUUCCUUAUAAUCCAGUUGCCUUUCAUGAGAUUAUUCAUAAUAGGUGAAAGCAAAUAGUUUGUGUUGUGUUGCAUGCACUUCAUCACCUCACUAUAUAAGGAUAAAGUCUGUAUUUUAGAAUAACAUGUUAGCUGUAGAGGAUUUAUCCGUUUCAACCUUCGCUCUGAAUUUAAAUUUAAAACUGCCUUUACUACAAAGAAUUUCCAAUCUUUUGCCUUGAUGUUUAUGAUGUUUCAUUUUUCUUAAUUACUCCAGCAAGAUCCUAACUUAUUUCGAAGCCAAUGUACUAUAAAGUGUACUGCCUUAACUGGUGGUUAGAAACAAUUGAAUAAUCUCUAACCUGUUACUAAUUAACAGUUUGUAUUGCUUUUGCUUUCUACCUCCACUUUGUUAUAAGAUGAGCUUUCGUUUUUAUUUCCUACUUUGAUAAAGCCUAGAUGAGACUGGAGAUUUGUUACUCCAGGAAAAUACUGUGUGGACAUGAAAUGCCGUGCAUCAUUAAAACAAGAACUGCCCUUG